Amphibalanus amphitrite is the source of this 3342-nucleotide messenger RNA. RefSeq names its product glucose transporter type 1-like. The coding region runs from base 321 to 3170 and encodes 949 amino acids. The transcript is spliced from 21 exons. Gene Ontology annotation, biological process: monosaccharide transmembrane transport. NCBI's taxonomy places the organism in Eukaryota, Metazoa, Arthropoda, Thecostraca, Balanomorpha, Balanidae. The record is from RefSeq and is a predicted model, not a curated record. Gene Ontology annotation, molecular function: hexose transmembrane transporter activity. Gene Ontology annotation, cellular component: membrane.
ACGGGCCGACGCGCCGCUGACGCCCACUGCUCCGUGCACCCGCGGCCGUCCCGUGCACCCGCCGGCCGUCCAGUGCACCCGCCGCGUACCCAGUGUGACCGUGUCCGGCCCUGGCGGCCCAGUGACGGUGACCGUGGACGGUGUGAUACGGCAGCUGAGGAGCUCACCCUCCUGGAUCGGCCGGCGAGCGCGGAAGCGGUGGCCCCGAUGUGAGGGUUCUGCCUAACAAUCGGUCUCCGAAAGCUGCCACCAUUCUCUACACCUUCCAUUGGUCCAUAUUGCGCAAUGGGUCGGACCAGCCGGCAAACAGUGACACGGAGAUGGGAGAGACGAAAACGGGCUCCCGCGUCAUGAGCACGUCGGGUCGCUCGACGGCCGCCUCUGCUGAGGUGAGCUCUCUGUCGGCCGCCGAGGGCCGGCUGGCGCCCGACUCGCCAGCCACCUCCUCGGACACGGUGGAGCUCGAUGAGCGCUCCGGCGAGAUGGUGCAGGUGACGCUGGGCCACCCGUCCGGCGGCGCCGGCAUCGUUUACGGGCCGCCUCCGCCCACCCUGUCCACCUUCUCCGCGGCGGCGGCGGCGGCGGCGGCCGCGCGCAGCCGGCCCACCAGUCUCGAGCGCGCCUCCAAGAGUCGCCAGCAGAGCCUGGAGCGGCGGCCCGGCUGCUCGCGCUCGCAGAGUCGCCAGUCGCACCACAGCGUCAGCUCGCAGCUGUACGGCGCCGGCGGCAGCCAGUACGGCGCGCAGGCGCACUACGAGGCCAGCUACGACCCGUUCGACGACCCGGCCGUCGAGGUCGCCAUAGAGCCCGCAGGCGCCUACCUGAGCCGAUCGGAGAGCCACGCAAGCCACGCCAGCCACGCGAGCCACGCCAGCCACGCCACGUGUCCUCCAGAGGCGCUGGCCGGACCGCACCACAGCCACUCCAGCCAACGGGACGAGAGUGGCCGGCCAAAGCCGCCCGCCACCUUCAAGGACGAUCUGAAGCGAGCCCCCAUAGAGGGUGCCAGCGGCACGGACCAGGGCUACACGGCAGAUGACGAGUACGAGGAGAGGACCGUCAAACAGCUGCUCAGAAGAGCUCCAAGUGGUGAUUUCAGCACGGGUCAGAAGGGCGGCAGCACCCUGUCUCGCCGCAUGUCGGCCAAGCUGGACGGCCUGUCGGACGACCGCUACAUGGACACCAACGAGACGCUGCUGGUCAUCCGCUCCCAGCUGCACAGCCUCACAAAGUCGAUGGAGUCGUGUCAGAGCGAGGUGACCGAGGUUCGGAAAGACGUGCACAUGAUCCACCACGAGAUCGACCAGCUGCAAUCUGCCAAGGACGAGAUGCUGGACCUGCGGGACUCGGUGGUGCGCCUGGAGCAGCAGCAGCGCCGCAGGAAAGCGCGCUCCAUCGACCAGGGUCUGACGUGUUUCCUGGUGUCGGCCAUCUUUUCGGCGGUGCUGGGGAUGUUUCAGUUCGGCUACAACACGGGAGUCAUCAACGCGCCCCAACAGAUAAUCGAGGACUUUAUCGCGUCGGUGUGGCUGUCGCGCUACGAGACGGAGAUCGCUCCGACGACGCUCGACUUUAUCUGGUCGGUGGCCGUGUCGAUAUUCGCCAUCGGCGGCAUGGUGGGCGGCUUCUCGGGCGGCUACAUCGCCGACAGAUUCGGCAGAAAAGGGGGUCUGAUUUUCAACGACUUUGUGGGCCUGGCGGGGGCGACGCUGAUGGGUCUGAGUCAGAUCUCCUCCUCGUUCGAGAUGCUCAUCAUUGGACGGCUCGUCAUCGGAUACAACUGUGGUCUGAGCACAUCUCUGGUGCCCAUGUAUGUAUCCGAGAUCGCCCCAGUUAACCUGCGCGGCGGCGUGGGCAUUGUGAACCAGCUGGCGGUUACCAUCGGCCUCCUGUUGUCACAGGUGCUGGGCCUGGACCAGUUGUUAGGCACCGAGGAAGGAUGGCCUCUGCUGCUCGGUCUGGCAGUGUGUCCGGCUGCACUACAGCUGCUACUGUUGCCCAUGUGUCCCGAGUCACCGCGGUAUCUUCUCAUUACCAGACAACGAGAACAAGAGGCCAGGAAAGCGCUGCGCCAGCUGCGGAACACGUCGCACAUCGAGGACGACGUACAGGAGAUGAAGGCCGAGGACCGGGCGCAGCAGUCGGAGGCGCGCAUCACCAUGGUGCAGCUGCUGCGCUCGCCCUCGCUGCGCGCGCCCCUCAUGAUCGCCAUCAUCAUGCAGCUGUCACAGCAGCUCAGCGGCAUCAACGCGGUGUUCUACUACUCGACCAACAUAUUCAGCGACGCUCAGUUGUCGCUGCAGAAGGCCAAGUACGCCACCAUGGGCGUCGGCGUGGUGAUGGUGCUGAUGACAAUCGUCUCGAUCGCGCUGAUCGAGCGCGAGGGCCGGCGCACGCUGCACCUCUGGGGCCUGGGCGGCAUGUUCUUCUUCUCCGUGUUCAUCACCAUCUCGUUCCUGGUGAAGCAGAUGAUCUCGUGGAUCGCCUACCUGGCCGUCAUCUCCACGUUCGGCUUCGUCAUCUUCUUCGCCGUGGGGCCCGGCUCCAUUCCGUGGAUGAUCACCGCCGAGCUCUUCUCUCAGGGACCGCGUCCGGCGGCCAUGAGUAUAGCUGUGCUCAUCAACUGGGUGUGCAACUUCCUGGUUGGCAUCGCCUUCCUCCCGCUCAAGAAUCUUCUAGAAGAUUACACAUUUCUUCCGUUCUCCAUCCUUCUCGGUGUAUUUUGGAUCUUCACGUUCAAAAGCGUGCCGGAAACCAAGGGGAAGACAUUUGAAGAGAUUUCAGGCAUUUUCAGACCUUCACAACUGCUGGCCGGCGGCUCGGAGCCUAUGCUGGAAGACCACAACUAUGGGAGCACAGUGAACUGUUUGAACGCUGUUGUGUACGACGAGCACCCGAUGCUCGAGGCGGCCAGGUUCCACGGACAAUCUCCGUCUGAGCGGUCCGAGAGUGAGCCGGAGCCGACGCCGCGCUGCACCAGCCUCCACACGUCGCUGGAGCGGCCGUCCCGGUACGGCGGCGCCUCGAGCGUGGCCGGCGGCGCCACGCCCACCCUGGGGCCGCGGCUGCUCGACCGGCGCAGCCUGGACCGGCUGGAGCGGCGCAGCCUGGAUCAGCUCGACCGGCUGGAGCGGCUGCAGGGCCGGCCGGCCGGCGCGCCGCUGGCAUGACCGACGCCCGGUGGUGGGCCCUCGCAGGACUCUCCGCGGCCGGCGCUCAGCGACGAGCGCACCAACAGCGAGUCGGAGAGCGUCAGCGGCCACGAGGAGCUGUGGCGGCCCAACCACCUGCUGGCUAGCGACGAUACCAGCUCCUGAGCGGGCGCCGCCCGCCGGCCAGCCC